AUGAGCUUUUAUCCUUCAGAAUCUCAUCAUUUGAAAGAUUGGGUUUUUGGAUCUUUAGAUUUCUUGAGAACAAAAAGAAAUGAAAUUAAUGAAAAAGCAAGAGAUAAUUGGAAGGAUGUAUUUAGACAAAUAUCAAAUGAAAGUUAUGAGAUUGAUGAGAUGUUACUGACAUCAAAAGAGGAGGAAACUUUAAUUUCUUAUUACGGUAGACAAUUAGUAGAGUUUUGCAACCAUAAACAACUUCCAUUUGUAUCAAAAUAUAAUGCAUCAAUACUAUACCAAAGAUUCUUUACUAACCAAAGUGUAAUGGACUAUGAUCCUAGAAUUAUAAUUUUUACAAGUAUAUCAUUAGCUUUAAAACUAGAAGAAUAUGGUCUUCAUUUUACUUUAGAGAAACUUUUUGGAGAUGUUCCAGGCUUGAACAUUCAAGAGGUAUUUAGACAUGAAUUAAUAGUUUGUAAUACAUUAAGAUUUCACUUAUAUAUAUUAAACCCAAGAAAUACAUUGGAAGGUUUAAGGCUUUUAUAUAAGAAGUAUUAUAUAGAUGUUUUAGUAGUUGAUGAAGAUUUGGAGAAUCCUGAUAAUAAGAAGACAUAUAACAAAAAAAAUCAAUUAAUUAGUUUAUUAACUAAAGUUAUAUUAAAAGCAGAAACAUAUGUGUUAAUGAUUUUACAUACACUAUGUUUUCUAAUAUAUACUCCUUCACAAAUUUCAAUUACCCUUUUUGAUAUUAGUGCUAGAGAACUGAAUUUACCUUAUUCUGGGGAUUUUUUAAAGAAGGUACUUAAAGAAAUACACCAAGCUAAUUAUUUGAAAUCAGAGACUGAAACCAGCCAUUCUAGUUUAAGUAUAAUUCAUUCCAUUCGAGAUUUAAUUAUACAAACUUUAGAAACUGACAGAAUUGCAAAGGAAAGAGGUCAUGAACACGAAGAAAUUGAAACUACAAGAAUUCUUGAUAAAUUAGCUAAAUUACAAAGGAGAAGAAAUAAGGAAAUGAAGAGAAGAAGAAAAAGUUCUUCUCAAUUAUAA
Cryptosporidium ubiquitum is the source of this 1029-nucleotide messenger RNA. RefSeq names its product cyclin domain-containing protein. The record is from RefSeq and is a predicted model, not a curated record. The transcript is spliced from 2 exons. Bases 1 to 1029 code for a protein of 342 amino acids. NCBI's taxonomy places the organism in Eukaryota, Apicomplexa, Conoidasida, Eucoccidiorida, Cryptosporidiidae.